Messenger RNA from Meleagris gallopavo (turkey), 4454 nucleotides. NCBI's taxonomy places the organism in Eukaryota, Metazoa, Chordata, Aves, Galliformes, Phasianidae. The record is from RefSeq and is a predicted model, not a curated record.
UAGAUGAUCUCUAGAGGUCCCUUCCAACCCCUACAGUUCUGUGAUUCUAUGAUUCUUUGGUCUGCCUGUGAGUUUUACACAACGUUGUUGAAAGCCACCCCUCCUAGACCUAGGCUUUCUCAGGACUGUGGAUUUUGCCGUGCAGCUGCAAGGCCGAAACUGGUGCUGCACAUCUUUUUGUAGAUCUCCCUGGAUUGUUUUCUUAGUACCCAUUUUUAUAGUUACUCCAAGAACUAUUUGUGUAAUUGAUGCUCCAGGUUCCUUCCACUCCAGCAGUCCUGGACUUCCCAAGUGACUUCACAAAACAGAUGUUCCGUGGGGCUCUCCUGCCCCAUACCUGGGCAUACCUGCUGCUAUGCCAAUUGGCAAGAAAUUGUCCUCAUUCAUGCACUACAUCCACUGCCUUUGGUUCAGUCUCAUGCUGAAGUCACAAAUUGCUGGAGAAGAAUAUUUUCCGUUGAAUCUUGUGACUUGAAGGGGCCAAGAUCAGUUCCUUCAGCUCUGAUGGAAGAGAUACUGAAAACUAUUCAUGUGGCAUUGUUAAAGUCUGUCAGGACAUGCUUUCUGCUUUUGAAAAUUCAGGAAUGUUCACGGGGAAUUUGAAAGUCAAAACAGCCUUUUAAUUAUGUAAAAAGUUACUUUAUAAAACAGCUUUCCACAGCGCUCUUGAGAAACACUUCAGUAGUCACUUGUACCUUGAAAUAGCUUAAUUAUGUACUGCAGUUAACUUUUCCAGUUAAACUUUUGUGAAGAGAGAAAAUCCCAGUUGACUCAUUCUUUCUCAGUGGACUUUUUGCUGCUUCACAAGAGAUAACCAAUGUUGUUUCUCUAAUUCUGCAAUAGGAAUACAGCGAUUCUGGCUAAAAAUUCAUGUUGUUUGUUCUUCUCUCUGUUUGUCAAAUAACACGCGUAAACACUGAUGUGUAGCGAUAUUUCGUAAAACACUUGUUUGGCUUCUAAGUCGUAUCUCUGUCUUUUGCAGCCCUCUGUGGGUUUUCCUUCCUGGAUUUGUGAUAGAUAGGUGGAUAUAUUUAACUUCAGUGAAAAUUGAUUCUGGCAGAGUACGUGAUGCUAUUUUCCCUCUGUAAUUCUCUAGUGGGCAAGGGAACAAAUGAGAAAACAGUUGAUAUGGGAGGGGCUGUUAAUGCCACACUGGUGGUGAUCAGGUCAGAGGGGAAAUAAAAUCACAUCUGAACAUUUCACUUGCACAUUGGCUUUUACCAGGGAUGUUUGCCUUGAUUACCCUUUGCUGUUACGAAAGAUGUUCUUUUGCUCUGAGGUUCAAGUUAAAAGAGCUGAUGUCUCAUUAAACAGACAGAGGAUAUUCCUCAUUUUAAGAGACAGUAAACCAGAUUGAUGCAUUAAAUAAGGAGUCAAUUGCUUGGAAGGAAGCUUUGUCAAAACUGGUCUGUACAUUGCUGUCAGAUACACUGGAGAGACAUUUGCAGUGCUGUCUUAACGGAUUACAUUCGUGCUGUGAGAAAGAGGCUAUGGUUGCAACUUAGCAGCGGAUUAAGCUGUUAGCUUAAUUUUUCUUUUGUAGUGAUAUUAGCAAUUUCCUCCACGCUUCAACUCAUGAACUGGCCAGCAGCAGGAAGAGCUGUGUGUUGGAGCAGAAGCAUCCCUGGUUCCUGGUGUGCCGAGGGCUGUAGCUUCCCAGGGUGUGCUGUCUGUGCUGCAGCAAGAAGCCAUAGUGCUUUAGCAUGCUUGGCAUUUUCUUGGGGGAUCCAUAAGGCAUCAUAUGUAAACAACUUAGUGAUAAGAGAGGGAAGAGGAAAUUUUAGCAUGAUUGAUAAAUAAUGUCCAGUAAAGUCAUGGCAGGCUUUUGUCAUGUGAAUAUGGCAUGUAAAGAAAAAUGGAGAGAAAGAUUGAUGUGGGAAGUGUUAUGAAGAGCUUAACUCAUUUUGAAGUAGAUACAGAUGUAAAAGUGUAGGGGGAAGAUCAACAGCAAAAUGGUGUAGGUGUUAUCAGUAGUUUUUGUGCAAACUUCCAACAUAAUUAUGUGCAACUGGAUUCAGCAAUAUAUUAAUACAUUUAACUAUUGUGCAGUGCUUACAGUUUUAUGCUCUAGGACAAAUACCUGGUUUUCAGCAUAGAUAAUGCAGACAAUAAGAAAAGCAGAUAUAUCCCCAGGUUUUGUGCUGAGAGCACAGAGAAAUGUCAAUAUAAGCCAGUUUGCAUUUAAAUUGUAUUCAUCAUGGAUGUGUGAUGAAUGCCUGAUGAUGUAACUAUGCAUAUUGAUAAUCAUUCACAUGAUUUCUUCCAUGAAUAUUCUAACUGGCUAGGAAGAAGAACCCCCUACACACCCUGAAUGUUUUUAGCCAAGAGGUCCUGAGAUCUGCAAAAGCAGUUCAGAAUAGCUGCAAAUUUCUUAGGCAACAACCUCAUUCUCUUUAGACAAUUCUUGAACCUGACCUUCCAGUUGGCACCAUCAUUCCUGCUUCAGUCCCUGAAAUAUUCCUCCAAAGAUGCUUGGCAGUCUCAUCUGAAUCUUAAACACUUCUCUCAGUCUUUGCAGAAUAUUGUGUUCCUAGCUGUUAUUUAUAAACCAGCAGCAGAGAUGAAGGUUGUGGUUUAGCAGAAGUUUGUCUAUGUUUAACUAGAUGCCUUCAGCAAGACUGAAGAAUUUAGCUAACAUCAAGUCACUUAAAGCCACAUGUUGUUGGAGGAAGAAAGCUGCAGGUGUACUUCUGUUGCACUGCAUUUCUUUGUUAUGUUGCACUGUAAGUAACUAAUAAUGAACAAAUGGCAGCCCCCUGGUUUGUUUGCGCUGUGCCUAGUGACAGAGGUGUGUGCUGGGCUGUGGUGACUGCAGUGCACACUGCCAAGUUCUGUCACAUCUUACACUGUGCAUUGGAGAAUGUUUCCAUUUAAGGAUUGACUUGUCUGUUCUCUCCAAAAUCUAUCUUUUAUUAAAAAAAAAGAAAAAAAAGACUGAAGAAUGCAAAGCUGCAUUAUGUAUACACAUGACCAACUGUAAAUUUUCCCUGUCAAACAAGUACUGUAUACCUGUUGCAAAUGAAGUAUGUAUGUGUAUUUGUUAAAUCAAGAAAUCUUAUUCUGUUACAUUUUGGUUGACUAUAAGCUCGUGUGGUAAGAUAACUUUAUUUUGAGCCGGUAAGUGUAUCUGACUUCAUAAUACUCUAAGAAUAACUACAGCUUUCUGGGCUAUGGAGGUGGAAUUACAUUAAAAAGCAGCUGUCAUUUGCAUGAGGAUGCAGUAGCUGUCCUAGCUGGUUGGCAGCUGUGUCCCUGCAACUUGAUUCCAAAUCCACAGUUUUAAUGUAAAUAACUGGGAACAGUCUUAAGGGUUAUAAAUGCCAGUCCAGGCCUGGAUCUGCAUUCCUAAGUCAACUGAAACAGAAAUUUGCUUUUUGGAUUUAUGAUACCUUUUCUCUCUGUCACCAGGGUAUUUUUUGAUGGAAAGUUGGAAUGGUACAUCCCUUACUUGAGGUCUAAGUCAUACAUAUCACACCCAUAUAUUUCUUUGAUUAUUCAUUUCUUUUUCACCAUAUUGUAUUCCAGUAUAUUCUGCAUUUGCUUUGACCACAUGAAAUGAAACAUGGUGUUGAAGUCCAGGGACACAAGAAGUUGGUGUAUAUUUUUUGUGGAUAGAUAAGAAAGUCAAAUCUUGGUGAGAUCCCAUGUUAAUGAUUUACAGACAGAAAUACAGAGUUUAAAAGAGAGGUAAGUAGGAAAAAACUUAUCCUGUGAAAUCUGCAGACAUGUCUGGAAAGCCAGUUUGUGUUGCUGAUUUUGAACAUUAUGCUAAAACAUUUCUCCCCAAAUCAGUGUAUGAUUAUUACCGAUCCGGAGCAGAUGAUCAAGAAACAUUAGCAGAUAAUGUAGCAGCAUUUUCAAGAUGGAAGCUGUACCCCCGGGUGCUCAGGGACGUGUCUGUAAUGGACCUGUCAACCUCAGUCUUAGGGCAGAAAAUCAGCAUGCCGGUCUGCGUUGCGGCGACUGCUAUGCAGCGCAUGGCUCACCCUGAUGGAGAGACGGCGACCGCUAAAGCAUGCCAGGCAAUGGGGACAGGAAUGAUGCUGAGCUCCUGGGCCACCUCCUCCAUUGAAGAAGUUGCUGAAGCAGCUCCUGGAGGCCUUCGCUGGCUGCAGCUUUAUGUGUACAAGGACCGAGAGGUUACCAAGUCCCUAGUGAAGCGUGCAGAGAGAGCAGGUUACAAAGGAAUCUUUGUGACUGUGGACACACCAUUCCUCGGAAGGCGUAUUGAUGAUGUGCGCAACAAGUUCCAGCUUCCCCCCCACCUCAGGUUAAAAAAUUUUUCAAGCAACAACUUGGCCUUCUCCUCAGGGCAAGACUUCGGGGAAAACAGCGGACUGGCUGUCUAUGUAGCCAAUGCAAUUGAUGCAAGUAUCAGUUGGAAAGACAUCAAAUGGCUUCGGGAGCUGACAUCACUGCCCAUUGUUGCAAAAGGAAUCCUAAGAGGUGUGUAG